AUGAUUAACUCAACACAACUCACGUCAUUUAUCCUAGCUGGAUAUAGUGACAUUGGACACUUAAAGUACUUGUAUUUCAUUAUAAUAACUGUGUUAUACGUCUCCAUAGUUUUUGCGAACACAGUGCUUAUUGUGGUAAUAUGUAUGGAGAGAAGCCUUCAUGAACCCAUGUAUCUGUUUCUGUGCAGCUUGUUUGUGAAUGACAUGUAUGGUAGCACUGGUUUGUUUCCUGCUCUCAUGACUAAUUUGCUUUCAGAUGACCAUACAGUUUCCACUGUGUACUGUUACCUACAGAUAUUUGUCUUGUACACAUAUGGAUCUAUUGAAUUCAGCAAUUUAGCAGUCAUGUCCUACGACAGGUACCUUGCUAUAUGUUAUCCACUACAGUAUAACGUCAUCAUGACACCCAGCAAGGUGUGUAUUUUAAUUUGUGUAAUAUGGUUGUACUCUUUUGCAAAAUUCAGCAUAACACUGUCUUUAACUAUUCGUUUGCAAUUGUGUGGGAACAUUAUGGACAAAGUGUAUUGUGACAACUACCUGGUAGUGAAACUUGCCUGUUCAAGUUCAGACACGACAGUUAAUAACAUCUAUGGACUCUACAGUAUUGUUUUGUCUGUCGCUGUCCCUUUAAUUACUAUUGUGUUGUCGUAUAUUAAGAUUCUGACUAUUUGUUUGAAAUCUUCCAUCGAGACCAGACAGAAAGCUUUCAGCACCUGUACUCCUCAUCUGGCCUCGCUGCUCAACUUCUCUUUCGGCUGUUUCUUAAAUCUCCUCCAGAGUAGAUUUGAAAAGUCUAUGAGAAAUGUUGGAAUUGUACACACUAUUUUAUCAGUUUACUAUCUGAUGUGCCAGCCACUUUUAAAUCCUAUUGUGUAUGGAGUUAGGAUGGCUAAAAUCAGACAGGCUUAUAAAAACACACUACCUCUCCACGGGGCCCAGUUCUUCACCAAACUGGACCUGCGGAGUGCCUACAAUCUCAUCCGCAUCCGGGAGGGGGAUGAGUGGAAGACUGCGUUCAGCACAAUGUCUGGUCACUACAAGUAUUUGGUUAUGCCCUUUGGCUUAGCCAAUGCUCCGUCAGUGUUCCAGGCAUUCGUCAACAAGGUGUUCAGGGACAUGAUCAGACAGCAGGUGAUUGUAUACAUCGAUGACAUUCUGAUCUUCUUGACCAACCUGAAAAAUCACAUCACCCACGUUCGAGCAGUCCUGGAACGCCUCUUGGUCAAUCACCUGUUCGUCAAGGCAGAGAAGUGCCAAUUCCACCAGAGGGAUGUAUCCUUCUUGGGUUACCAAAUCAUCCCGCAGGGAGUAAAACUGGAGGACAAGAAGGUAGAUGUGGUAAGGUCAUGGCCAGUCCCAACCACCAUGAAGGGGUUACAAUGGUUUUUGGGGUUUGCUAACUUCUACCUCCACUUCAUCAGGAACUUCAGCGCCGUCGCCGCCCCUCUCACCUUCCUCCUCAAGGGUCGGCCUCAUAGGCUGGUGUAG
Molecule: messenger RNA, 1488 nt
Organism: Salmo salar (Atlantic salmon)
Lineage: Eukaryota; Metazoa; Chordata; Actinopteri; Salmoniformes; Salmonidae
Product: olfactory receptor 11A1-like
Biological process (GO): G protein-coupled receptor signaling pathway; detection of chemical stimulus involved in sensory perception of smell
Cellular component (GO): membrane
Molecular function (GO): G protein-coupled receptor activity; olfactory receptor activity; odorant binding
Source: RefSeq, a predicted model, not a curated record